Centrocercus urophasianus (Greater sage-grouse) is the source of this 5355-nucleotide messenger RNA. Its product is annotated as zinc finger RNA-binding protein-like. The record is from RefSeq and is a predicted model, not a curated record. Gene Ontology annotation, molecular function: single-stranded RNA binding; zinc ion binding; double-stranded RNA binding. NCBI's taxonomy places the organism in Eukaryota, Metazoa, Chordata, Aves, Galliformes, Phasianidae. Gene Ontology annotation, cellular component: precatalytic spliceosome.
AUGCCUUCUUCCAUAUCAGCCCAUUUCUUUUUCUCAGGCAUCAGAUCAUCUUUGAAGGGGUAUCUUUCUUUUACAGCUAACAACAUCCGUUUCCAGAGGGUGAAGGCCUGGUUCUGGCAUGUACUAAUGCCUCUGUCAAUGGCUGAGUCCCUAGCAAUGCCACCCAGUUGCCAGCAGCCAGCUUCGGGUGUAGCCUAUUCCCAUCCAACUACAGUUGCUAGCUACACUGUCCACCAGGCACCAGUUGCUGCGCACACAGUUACUGCAGCCUACGCACCAGCAGCAGCUACAGUUGCAGUAGCCAGGCCUGCUCCUGUGGCUGUUGCAGCUGCUGCAACAGCUGCUGCAUAUGGAGGCUAUCCUACAGCGCACACAGCUACAGAUUAUGGUUAUACACAGAGACAACAAGAAGCUCCACCACCACCACCUCCUGUCACUACGCAGAAUUACCAGGAUUCCUAUUCUUAUGUUCGAUCUACUGCCCCAGCUGUAGCUUAUGACAGCAAACAAUAUUAUCAACAGACGACAGCAACUGCUGUAGCUGUGGCUGCUGCUGCCCAGCCUCAACCUUCAGUAGCUGAAUCAUACUACCAGACAGCUUCAAAAGUAGGAUACAGCCAAGGGGCAACUCAAUAUACCCAAGCCCAGCAAACACGACAAGUGACAGCUAUAAAACCUGCAACCCCAAGUCCAGCAACAACUACUUUUUCCAUAUAUCCAGUAUCUUCUACUGUGCAGCCAGUAGCAGCUGCAGCUACUGUUGUUCCAUCCUAUACUCAAAGUGCAACAUACAGUACAACAGCAGUUACUUACUCUGGUACCUCUUAUUCUGGCUAUGAAGCUGCAGUGUAUUCAGCUGCAUCGUCCUAUUACCAGCAGCAGCAGCAACAGAAACAAGCGGCGGCAGCAGCAGCUGCUGCUGCUGCUGCAACAGCUGCUUGGACAGGGACCACCUUUACUAAAAAGGCACCAUUCCAAAAUAAGCAACUGAAACCAAAACAACCUCCCAAACCACCCCAGAUCCACUACUGUGAUGUUUGUAAGAUCAGCUGUGCUGGACCACAGACUUACAAAGAACAUUUAGAAGGCCAGAAACACAAAAAGAAAGAAACAGCAUUAAAAGCUUCCCAGAACACCAAUAACAGCAGCACUUCUGCUCGUGGAACUCAGAAUCAGUUGCGCUGUGAGCUUUGUGAUGUGUCUUGUACAGGAGCAGAUGCAUAUGCUGCCCAUAUUCGAGGAGCCAAGCAUCAGAAAGUAGUAAAAUUGCACACAAAACUUGGCAAACCCAUUCCUUCAACUGAACCAAAUGUGGUUACCCAGGCUACUUCCUCAACAUCCACAUCUGCUUCCAAACCAGCUGCCUCUGCUUCAAAUGUGGCAACUAGCAGCAGUACUGUGAACUCCUCUGUUGCAUCCUCUGCAGUGAAAAUUCUUACUCCUGUGGGAAACACACCACUUAACAUGGCAUCCAACAACAAAACAUCUUCAAUCACUGCUAAUAUAGCUGUAAAGAAAACAUCUACACCAAAAAUAAACUUUGUUGGCAAGUACAGAAGUGGUAAUAAGCUUCAGACAACAGGAAGUAAACUGGAAGAAACAAAAUCAGUUGAAAGUGUUAAAACAACUCCUGUUGCCACGAUACAAACACAAGAAGUAAAACCAGACACAGCAACUGAACCAGGGACUCCUACAACUAUUGCUGCCUUGCAAAGUGAUGUCCAGCCUGUGGGCCAUGACUAUGUGGAAGAGGUAAGAAAUGAUGAAGGAAAGGUGAUCCGCUUUCACUGUAAACUUUGUGAAUGCAGUUUUAAUGAUCCUAAUGCCAAGGAGAUGCACUUAAAAGGGAGGCGACACAGACUUCAGUAUAAGAAAAAAGUAAACCCAGAUCUACAAGUAGAAGUAAAGCCCAGUAUUCGAGCAAGAAAAAUUCAAGAAGAAAAGAUGAGGAAACAGAUGCAGAAAGAAGAAUACUGGAGAAGGAGAGAAGAGGAAGAACGCUGGAGGAUGGAAAUGAGACGAUAUGAAGAAGAUAUGUACUGGAGGAGAAUGGAGGAAGAGCAGCAUCACUGGGAUGAUCGUCGCAGAAUACCAGAUGGAGGAUAUCCUCAUGGUCCUCCAGGACCUCUCGGCCUGCUGGGAGUUAGACCAGGAAUGCCUCCUCAGCCCCAAGGACCAGCUCUUCUACGCCGCCCUGACUCCUCUGAUGACCGCUAUGUGAUGACCAAACAUGCAACAAUAUAUCCAACAGAGGAGGAACUGCAGGCAGUCCAAAAAAUUGUUUCUAUUACUGAGCGUGCUUUGAAACUUGUUUCUGACAACAUGACUGAACAUGAAAAGAACAAGAGCAAAGAGGGAGAUGAUAAAAAAGACAGCAGUAAAGACAGAGCUUUGAAAGGAGUUUUACGGGUAGGCGUUUUGGCUAAAGGUUUGUUGCUCCGUGGAGACAAAAACGUCAAUCUUGUUCUGUUAUGUGCUGAGAAGCCUUCAAAGGCUUUACUCAGCCAUAUUGCUGAAAGUCUUCCCAAACAACUCGCAGUAAUAAGUCCUGAGAAAUAUGAUAUCAAGUGUGCAGUCCCAGAAGCAGCAAUAAUUUUAAAUUCAUGUGUGGAACCCAAAAUGCAAGUUACUAUCACACUGACAUCUCCAGUCAUUCGAGAGGAGAACAUGAGGGAUGCAGAUGUAACCUCGGGUAUGGUGAAAGAUCCACCGGACGUCUUGGACAGGCAAAAAUGCCUUGACGCUCUGGCUGCUCUACGCCACGCUAAGUGGUUCCAGGCUAGAGCUAAUGGUCUGCAGUCCUGUGUGAUUAUCAUACGUAUUCUUCGUGACCUCUGUCAGCGUGUUCCAACUUGGUCUGAUUUUCCAAGCUGGGCUAUGGAGUUGCUUGUGGAAAAAGCAAUCAGCAGCGCUACUGGACCACAGAGUCCUGGGGAUGCACUUAGAAGAGUUUUUGAGUGUAUAUCUUCAGGAAUCAUCCUUAAAGGUGGUCCUGGCAUUCUGGACCCUUGUGAAAAAGAUCCUUUUGAUGCACUUGCUGUAAUGACAGAUCAGCAACGAGAGGAUAUUACUUCAAGUGCACAGUUUGCACUGAGACUCCUUGCGUUCCGUCAAAUUCACAAAGUUUUAGGAAUGGAUCCAUUACCACAGAUAAAUCAACGCUUCAACACCCAUAACAAUCGUAAAAGGAGAAGGGACAGUGAUGGGGUUGAUGGAUUUGAAGCAGAGGGAAAAAAAGACAAAAAAGAUUACGAUAACUUUUAAAAAAGUUUGUCAUGUGGGCUAAGUUUGGAGAUAAUAGAAAGUCCAUUUGUCGCCUUACUUUUUCUCCAUUCAUAAUAGUGUCAGUUUAAAACAUCCAAAACCAACUUGAAAAUUAGAUUCAGAAAAGAACAACCUAGCCAUUCUAUGAGAUUCUGAACAUUCUAAUGGAUGUGCUUUAUCAGAAAAAAUUAUGGAUGGAAAAACUACAAAUGGAAACUCUGUUAUUGGAAAAAAAAUAGUUUGAGGCUUUUUCCCCUUACUUCAUUUUCUUUAAAAGGGCUACUAAUUAUAAUAAGUACUCUCCGUUUUCUUUCUUGUUUCUGUUAACAAGAACAUUACCUUACCUUGACUGUAUUUAAUACAACAUAUGUGCUUCUGUUGCUAAAAUGUCAAAAUACAUAUAUUUAGAAGAUUUUUUUCACUUAUCCUUGACACUAGUUGUAUAAGUUACUUUGUGUUAUACAGUGUAAUACUAUAACAUGAUAGAAAACAGCAAUAACAAUGGAAUAGCAGAGUCCAAGGCUGUAACAAAUGAGAAUAAGCCGAAGUGCAACAAGCACAUCUACAACCCCCACCCAUUCAAAAGACCUGAAAUAGGCAGGGAUCUCCAAAGAAAUACCUUUACCUCCACUGCCAAACCUUAAAUGAGGUCUAGGAGAGGUUGGAUCCUGGCUCUACCCAUUCUAGUCCAUUACUUGCACCUGAGCUCCUUUGGGCCCUGCCUUCCCACCAGGUGCUCCAUCACUGUUUCAGGCUAUGACUUAGCAUUUCUGCUACGGAUAGUAUAAACUAUUCCUCUCCCAAAUAAUGUGUUACAGAAGGUUUUGGGUUUUGUUUUUUUUUUUUUUUUUUUUUUUUGGUAAUAUGAAACCGCAGGAGUAUGUGGGGUUUUUUUGUUUUGUUUUGUUUUUUUUUUUUUUUUUUUUCACAUGAAGGAGUUUCAACAUAAUUAUCCUGGCAUUUGAGAGAAUCAGAACUAUGUAUUUUUACUAAUCUUGUGGCAUUUGUUGUCUUAGUGUGAUAUAAUGGUGCAAUUAAGACAAAUUUGUGUUACUCUAAUCAAGUUUGCUGUUUGUUGUGCAUUAGUAUAAAAGCUAAUAUAUUAAGUAUGGUCUUGCAACGGUUUUAAAGCAGCUGCAUAAUUGAUCAAAGUUUUGCAUAAUAUUUUUGUUUAUAAAUCUAUCAUUUUAGGUUAAAUGUGUAGUUUUUUGUCUGAUUGACUUUGUGACAUAGCAAGGUCAAAAAGUAACUUACUGAAUUUCUUUUCACAACAUAUAAGCAGAAGUGGGCAUUUUCCAUUUGGAAAAAGUUAGUCAUUCUUUUCAAUCAACUUUGUCAAUAUUAUAUUAAUGUCUCUCAGCCCUUAAAAAAAAAAAAGUUUGUCAUAGCAGUCCCUAUGAGUUUAUUCCUUAUAGUUAUUCUUGUAUAAUUUUUUUUUCAAUGAUUCUAAUUUUAAAAGUAUUACUAAAUGGAGGAAAAAAAACCAAAACUAUUUGAUGUGACCGUAGUGUAUGCUUAUGUCUCUUUCAAAAAGCUAAACAUAGCAGUGGUGUAAGUAAAGUUACAUCAUAAUGUUGAUGUAUGCUCUAGUACACAGGUGUGAUUUGUUGUCACAGCACUAGUGUUACACACCAAUAAAAACUAAAAUUUUUUAAAUUACUAAAAUUCAUUAAAGACUGGAAACUGAAGUUUCACUUAUUCUGUUCAAUGUCUAUUAUACUUCAUUACAAAAUUAUUAAACACAGUUUAACAUAGACUAACAUUCCAGUAACUACACAGGUCGCUCUAAAAGUAAUGCCUCCUUUUUAUUUCCAUGGAAACUAUAAUACAAGGAGCACAGUGUGUAAUAGAGCAAAUUCUCAGCUAGAAAACACUGUUUUUCAGUACAGUCACCGCUAUUAGCUAUGCAUUUUUGCCAACGAUGAACAAGAGCCUACAUGCUGCACUUUGAACAAUCUGCAACAGUGGAGGUGACUCACUUGUUCCACAGUGGCUAUGACAGCAUUGUUGCUGAAAUGCACGACCCAGUGCUCUGUCACCCUCGCUGUAAAGUAGUUCCUAUGAACUUUCUAUAGAACUUACUAUGUUCCA